Messenger RNA from Xyrauchen texanus (razorback sucker), 1336 nucleotides. RefSeq names its product glucosamine (N-acetyl)-6-sulfatase a (gene gnsa). Gene Ontology annotation, molecular function: N-acetylglucosamine-6-sulfatase activity; glycosaminoglycan binding. The record is from RefSeq and is a predicted model, not a curated record. Gene Ontology annotation, biological process: glycosaminoglycan metabolic process. NCBI's taxonomy places the organism in Eukaryota, Metazoa, Chordata, Actinopteri, Cypriniformes, Catostomidae.
GAUGAUGCAUCAUCCAGCAUGCAUUUGAGCCAUUGCAUUCUUGCAAAUGGCAUUAACUUAUAUCAUACUUUCUCUUCCCCAGUUUGUUGCCAGUCCUCUUUGCUGCCCAAGCAGGGCAAGCAUUCUGACGGGCAAGUAUCCUCAUAACCACCAUGUUGUCAACAACACACUGGAGGGUAACCGUAGCAUUAAGGGGUAGCAGAACACACAAGAGCCCAAUGCCUUCCCCGCCUUUCUUCAGAAACACGGCAGCUAUCAGACCUUUUUUGCUGGGAAAUAUCUCAAUGAGUACGGCAGCACAAAGGCUGGAGGAGUGGAGCAUGUUCCUCCAGGCUGGGAUCACUGGUUUGCAUUGGAAAGAAACUCAAAGUACUACAACUACACGCUCUCUGUGAACGGCAGGGCACAGCAACAUGGGCAGAACUACAGUGAGGAUUACCUUACGGACGUUCUGGCCAAUAUUUCCUUAGACUUCCUGGAAAACAAGUCAAACCGCUGGACGUUUUUCAUGAUGGUGUCCACCCCGGCUCCUCACUCACCCUGGACGGCCGACCCUCAGUAUGACAGCAUUAUCCCCAAUGUCAAAGCCCCAAGGGACCCCAACUUUAACAUACACAGCAAGGACAAGCACUGGCUCAUCCGGCGCCAAGACCCCAUGACAAACUCUUCAGUGGAGUUCUUGGAUAAUGCCUAUAGAAAAAGGUGGUGCACAUUGCUCUCAGUAGAUGACCUGGUGGAGAAAGUGGUGAGAAAGUUGCAUUUCAGAGGAGAGCCUAGCAACACCUAUGUCAUUUUUACCUCAGACAAUGGUUACCACACAGGUCAGUUUUCUCUCCCCACGGAUAAGAGGCAACUCUACGAAUUUGAUAUCAGAGUUCCUCUCCUGGUGCGAGGGCCAAAUAUCAAACUGAACCAGACUUUACUGUUACUCAUAGCAAAUGUUGAUUUGGGUCCAACGAUUCUGGACAUAGCAGGCUAUAACGUCAAUGAACCUCAGAUGGAUGGGAUGUCAUUUCUUCCUAUCAUGUUCGGUAAAGCAAACAGCAGCACAUGGAGAUCUGAUGUUCUUGUAGAGUAUGAGGGAGAAGGAAACGACAUCUCAGAUCCGGCCUGCCCUUUACUGGGUGCAGGGGUUUCGGAGGGUUUUACUGACUGGUGUGAGGACUCGUAAAACAACACGUACGCCUGUGUUCGCACAGUAUCACAGGCUGCCAACUUGCAGUAUUGUGAAUUCGAUGAUAAUGAGUUUUGUCGAGGUGGCUUGCUCUUAAUUUUACACAGGCAUUCCACAAAGAUGAAUGCUUAUAACACAGCAAACCUUCAACGGGACAAUCCC